This is a messenger RNA of Nicotiana attenuata, 1063 nucleotides long. RefSeq lists its product as uncharacterized. The coding region runs from base 1 to 993 and encodes 330 amino acids. NCBI's taxonomy places the organism in Eukaryota, Viridiplantae, Streptophyta, Magnoliopsida, Solanales, Solanaceae. The record is from RefSeq and is a predicted model, not a curated record. The transcript has 4 exons.
AUGAAUAAUUCUGAUCGUGAGCGGAUGUAUGCUAGAGUAUUGGAAGAUGGAUUCAUAAAUCCUAGAUUUAUUAUUGGGGUUGAGGAGUUUGUUGCAUUUGCUAAAAGACAUCCAGAAUGCAUGGAUUGUGAAAAGCUAAGAUGUCCUUGUAACACCGGUUCAGGUUCGGGUUCGUUCCUAAUGGUCAUUCUAUCUCGAAGACCAUCACUGAUACCUUCAUGGAGCGACAAGAUGCUACUGAAAUUUACAACCAGACCUACUUUUAUUAAAGAGCAUAUAUGGGAAAGCUGGCAGGCACACUGGUCAUCGGAAAAGUGGCUUGAAAAAUCUCGUGUCGCCAUUCAAAAUCGGUGUAGCAAGACUGGUGGUCCAGGCACUGGUCCAAGCAAGCAUACCGGUUGUUCUAGGUCUACAGUGGAGCAUACUAUAAAAUUGGCAAUAGAAUUACAUCGUCCAGCAAAUUCAUGGGAUAUAUUUAAGAAGCUGCAUAAAAGAAAGGAUGGGAACUUUGUGGAUACCAAGUCUAAGACUGUUGGUGAUAAAAUGGAAGUUGCGAUGGCUGCUGCUAUUUCGAGCUUAUCCGAUGAUUCACAAGAAGUUCAAAAUGCCGAUAUAAAUCGCCUAUACUUGUAUGUUGUCGGCGGAGAGAAGAAAAGACGUGUGUAUGGAUUGGGCUCUCAAGCUGCGACUUUGUAUCAAGGCUACAAUUCUGCCACUUCACGCCAUUUGCCUGUAGUACCAGAUCCCGCUGCUGAAGAGCGCAUCAAAGUGCUUGAGGAGGAGGUGUUGCGUAUGAGAGAAACACAAGAGAGGAUUCUUCAAGAGCGCGUGGAGGCAGAGGUGCAACAACGCGUAGACCAAGAGGUCUCGCGUUUGAAUCAACAGAAGGAUGAUCGAUUUCGGUCUAUGGAGGAGCGAUGGAUGCGCAGGAUGAGCGAGAUGGCAUUAUCAUCUCACCCAUCUGGUGUUCCUACUCCCUUUAACAGGGACUAACCAAAUGCUUUAGUAUUUAACAUUGUUAGACUUUAGCUACUUGGAUACUCUCUAAGUGCUAUUUUAACGU